This is a messenger RNA of Puccinia graminis f. sp. tritici CRL 75-36-700-3, 2244 nucleotides long. RefSeq lists its product as uncharacterized. Lineage: Eukaryota; Fungi; Basidiomycota; Pucciniomycetes; Pucciniales; Pucciniaceae. Bases 1 to 2244 code for a protein of 747 amino acids. The record is from RefSeq and is a predicted model, not a curated record. The transcript has a single exon.
AUGUCUCUAAAUAUUUAUUAUGCUAGGGUCAGGUUGUCUCUGAAUAGUAGCAGGCUGACACAGCUUGUCUUCCUUAGACGUUUCCCCACUUUUUUUGGAAACCCAAGACUCGAUACCCCCACUAAGAUUGAAGCAAUCGAAAACUCAACGGCUGAUGGAGAGUUACUCCUGCAGAAUGCGAUAAAGCCUAAAAUUUUAGACCCUGAUAUUAUUCAAAAGGGCUAUACUUCGGAGUAUGUUGGCCACGAUAAAAUCGUCACUCCGAUCUUGCGGACUCUAGGCCAGUGGGCAUCAACAUGGCAAUCUGAUGCUUACUUUGCGCCCUACACAUCCCUAGUCGGUCCGACGAUGAUCGGUAAAAGUCGCUUGCUCAUGGAACUCUCCAAAGAAGUCUGUGUCGUUCAUAUUUGUCUGCGUCCCAAGUUCUCUACCGAUGAACCCGGACGAUCUCAGCUGGCAACUGAAAUCCUAACCGGCUUACCCGCUCAAUACCUAAUCAAGUAUUACACCAACCUCAUCGCAAAGAUCUUAUCGGUCACCGUCGAUUUUUUCAAAUCAGCUCCAGCCAACAAGGAUCGAAAGGAAGUUUUGAAGGAUUGGUACGAGUACCAUCGUUCGACUGAGACGGACUUUUACUCGGACGUUGAAUCAAGAUUCAGCUCACGAGACCCCACGCAUUCUGUUCACUACCUUCUCUGCCACGCAGCUCAGGAAGUCGGCAGGACUCCCUUGCUGAAACACACUCCCUUGAAGGUCUUACUAGCAAUCGACGAGGCCAACGCUUUGCUGAGAUCGCCACCCGAUCAUGAAGAUGUCACCCUCUUUCACAUGUUCAGCCAUGCUUUGAAACUACUACCAGAUCAUACUGGGGUCUUCGCGAUCCUAGUCGACACAACUUGUUCUGUUGUCAAUGUCAAACCGCCACUCGAAGAAGACCCCGACUCACGAGCUAUUGGCAGUCGUGCAGUAUCCGUGAACCUCUACAAGCCGAUUUACGAGUUACGCACUUUCGACCAAAUGGUCCUUCCUCAUCCACCCCAAAAAUGGGACAAGUUGUUCUCGCCAGAUCGACUCUGCCGAUACGGUGUUCCAUUCUUCAGCAUAUAUCUUCGUGAUGCGCUGCAAAAAGACCCUACGGCAGACCCUGCUGCAGUUGUCAGCCUGUUAAUCAAAUUUGCUUUCACAAAACUUCUCUGCUGCGACGACAUCGCAGACAAUCUCAACAUCACCGAAGCCCGGGCAAUUGCGUUGCUUGGACCUACUAUCGGAGUUCCGCUCCAUGGCCAGGCGCAUCUCAAUGUGGAACUGACGGCAUCUCAUGCGGCGCAUUGCGGCUACCUUGACCUAGCCGACAACACUCAAUUUAGCUUUUAUCCGUCUCAGCCGAUUUACGCGGCAGCUGCCAACAGCUAUCUACAGAAGCACGAGCAUGUGUUGAUAUCAUGUGUCCGACAUCUCGCUGUUGUCCUGGCCCAAGAUCACAGCAAUAUGAGGUAUGUUGGCGAAUUUAUCAGUAGAAUCAUUCUGCUGUGCGCCAUCAACAGAACCACCGUUGAUGUGAAGGCUGCCAAGCACAAAACCGUGACCGAUCCUGGCCGAGAUGUGCUGGAGCGCGACUCCUUUCCCGAGCCCGUUCUAGUGGCCAAGUUCUUGGAAACUCUGACCGGAUUACCGGCAAACGAGGUGGCUCUUGGAAGCUUGAUCGAUCCCCUUCACAAGCAAAAACUGCUUGCAGAAGGGAUCAUGUACUGGAACCAUUUCAUCGAGUCCGACUCGACUAUAACCCCUGCUUCUCCUGCCUUGAUCUUCAAAGCCUUGGCCAGAGGCGCGGCUAUCCAUCGUCCCGCCGAUCAUGAUCUUCAUCAUGACUCCUUUCAGCAACUUUUGCCAAUCUACUUCAAGAAAAAUUGGUCGGAUGAUGAUCUCGAUCUGGCUAAUAUCUCCUUCUGUGGAAUCCAUCUCCAAUCCCAAAACAACAACUUCAGCGAGCUCGAAAAUAUCAAUGGAAGGAUCUUUGACAACCAAUCUGCUUGCAUCAACGCCAACAAUCCCUACCUGGUGUUGCAAUUCAACUUGCACCACCCACCAUCUCCGAGUCAACGCAAUAGUGAUGAUGGUACUCGAAAAGCCAAUGACUCCACACCUUGGGCGGCGCCGGAGGAGGCUCCUCCAGACCAAGACCCUCCUGGUCGUCGUCAGGCCUCCUUACGCUUCGACGGUGUAAGACUCAAAAAGUGGUUGUAA